Messenger RNA from Nilaparvata lugens (brown planthopper), 403 nucleotides. RefSeq names its product putative glycine-rich cell wall structural protein 1. NCBI's taxonomy places the organism in Eukaryota, Metazoa, Arthropoda, Insecta, Hemiptera, Delphacidae. Bases 104 to 403 code for a protein of 99 amino acids. The record is from RefSeq and is a predicted model, not a curated record. The transcript is spliced from 4 exons.
AUUCUUUGCAAUGGUAUAUAGGAUCGAGUGGAAAAAUUCGACUCUUUAUGACGAGUAUCGAGUUGAAGUUGACUGGAUGUAGUUUUCAUCAACUUCUCCAAAAAUGAGAAAAUAUCGGAUCACCGUUUUUCUCAUCCUGGCUCUUAUCUCGUUCCAGGAUGGCUUUGCCGAUCCUCGUCCUGAAGAAGGAGGAGGGGGAGGAGGAGGAGGAGGAGGAGGCGGAGGAGGAGGUGGAGGAGGAGCGGGUGGCGGAGGUGGUGCAGGUGGAGGAGGUGGUAACAAAAGUCUCGAUAAUUUGAAUAAGGCCAUGCGCACACCAGUUAGUCAAGACAAGACAAGACAGGAUCAGACACGUAUAGUCACAAUACUUCACAUAGUUUACAUGUCUAUUUUCAAUGACUAA